Molecule: messenger RNA, 361 nt
Organism: Ichthyophthirius multifiliis
Lineage: Eukaryota; Ciliophora; Oligohymenophorea; Hymenostomatida
Product: methionine-r-sulfoxide reductase, putative
Exons: 1
Biological process (GO): response to oxidative stress; protein repair
Cellular component (GO): cytoplasm
Molecular function (GO): peptide-methionine (R)-S-oxide reductase activity
Source: RefSeq, a predicted model, not a curated record
AUGGAUAAUUAAUUUCCCUUUAAAGUCGAUAAAAACGAAUUAAAAAAUCGUCUUUCUAAAAUUUAAUUCGAUGUUACCUAAAAUGCUGCUACAGAAUAACCGUUUACAGGUAUUUAUGAUAAACAUUUUAAUCCAGGAUAGUAUAAUUGUGUGGUUUGUAAUAUUAAAUUAUUCAAUUAUUAAACUAAAUAUGAUUCCGGAAGUGGCUGGCCAGCUUUUAGUCAAGGAGUUGAAGAAAACAUAUUAGAAAAAAUUGAUAAAAGUCAUGGAAUGGUCAGAAAAGAAGUUUUAUGCAAAAAUUGUGGGGCUCAUUUAGGCCAUGUUUUUGAUGAUGGAUCUACAAAUACUUAACUUAGAUAUU